Hordeum vulgare subsp. vulgare (domesticated barley) is the source of this 780-nucleotide messenger RNA. Its product is annotated as splicing factor U2af large subunit A-like. Bases 38 to 529 code for a protein of 163 amino acids. The record is from RefSeq and is a predicted model, not a curated record. Gene Ontology annotation, cellular component: commitment complex; U2-type prespliceosome; nuclear speck. The transcript has 5 exons. Lineage: Eukaryota; Viridiplantae; Streptophyta; Magnoliopsida; Poales; Poaceae. Gene Ontology annotation, molecular function: pre-mRNA 3'-splice site binding; poly-pyrimidine tract binding.
GCACCGCACGGUACAGACGGAACCGCCGCCGCGUCGCAUGGCCAACAACGGCGACCUCUCCCCGCCGGCCGACGGCGGCUCCCAGGAGCUGAUUCCAGUCAUCUACCAGUCACGAUACAGCAUGACACCACAGGGUCCUCCGUGUUCUUGGCUUUUCUACUACAGGCCAGUUCCUCUAGGAGGUUUUCGGAGGCGCGUGUAUGAAGAUGGAACGACAAAGGUGGUACGCUUGUCGCAACUGUUCUCUUCGGACGAGCUACGAGACGACGAGUACUACCGAAAGGUUUGCGGAAGGAUGAAGGGAGAAGGGCUGAGAUACGGCGGUAAACUCGUCAGGGCCGUCGUCCCACGGCCAGACCCCAGCGGCGCUCCGGUCGCCGGAGUUGGCAAGGUGUUUCUCGAGUACGCCGAUAUCGACAGCGCGGCAUAUUCCAAGGGGAUGUUGCAUUGCAUGCGGUUUGAGGGGAAGCAGCCAGUUGUUGUGUUCUACCCCGAGGACAAGUUUGCUGAUGGAGAUUACGACGGAUAGAAUGCAAAUCCACUUAUUUUUAUUGUUACAACUAUGGGUGCGUCUAACGAUAAGUGGAUUGACAGUCGACCCACAGCUAGCUGACCUAGGAUGUCUGCCCUCCUGUUUGAAUAGACUAAAAAACCCAAAGUGGUAAAUGUGUCGGUUUAGUUUUUUACUGGUCUGUACGCCCGUUCAUCUAUUCAUUAGCGGCAAAAGAUAUUCAAGAUAAUGUUUGGAAAAUUUUGACCGCACAUCAAACAAAUACACAU